AAGUCAAACCUAAACAAGUUGCUCCGCCAAGAAUCAAAAUCAAAAUCAAAACUCAGGGCCACAGGCGGGGAUUUGUUCGAGUGAAAAACCCUAGAGAGACAGAGAAUGGAGCACAGUCACGAACACCAUCAAGCAACGGACAGCUUGGUGAACCUCUUCACAAAGGCGAACCACGAUCUGACCGUGGUUCAGCACAGGCUCGAGAAGGAGUUUCAACAAGUGUACCCAGACAAUGCAAAUCCAAUGAAAUUAGUGUCUAGAAUAAAGAAGAUACAAGAAGAUCUGUUGACCUUGAAAGAACAGUGUCACGAACUUCUGGCAGCCAAACAGGAUUUAAUUGAUAAGGCUCAAACCACUCUUGUUGGGAACAGAAGUUUGCUGCAGCGAAUGCAAGCUUCUGUGGGCAUCCCCUUCACCAGUGAUUCUGAUGACCCUGCAUAUGCUAAUUUCAACCAGGUCGUUGAUGAGUGGGCAGUUCAAGUCAGAUCUAGGACAGGGGAUGAGCAGCAUGAAUCGGACUCUAAGGAUAUCAACAAAUUACUCUUCUCAGCUAUAGUUCAAACCAACUGAAAAUGCUGAAAAAUGUUCGGGGGCCAAGCAUAAUAUUGUAGUGUGAAAUUAGAGCACAAGGAAUAGAAACUUGUAGUGUGGCCAACAACUUUUGUGCAGGGAAGGUGUUGUUGAUUGUAUUAAUUGAGUCGAUUUCAUGUGAAAAUUGGAUUGUUUAUGACAAUGUAUUCUACUUGAAAAAACA
Messenger RNA from Juglans microcarpa x Juglans regia, 754 nucleotides. RefSeq names its product spindle and kinetochore-associated protein 2. The record is from RefSeq and is a predicted model, not a curated record. Gene Ontology annotation, biological process: mitotic cell cycle; chromosome segregation; cell division. Gene Ontology annotation, cellular component: spindle microtubule; outer kinetochore. The coding region runs from base 106 to 570 and encodes 154 amino acids. NCBI's taxonomy places the organism in Eukaryota, Viridiplantae, Streptophyta, Magnoliopsida, Fagales, Juglandaceae. The transcript has 5 exons. Gene Ontology annotation, molecular function: microtubule binding.